Chara braunii is the source of this 1264-nucleotide messenger RNA. The record is from the annotation of a GenBank genome assembly. NCBI's taxonomy places the organism in Eukaryota, Viridiplantae, Streptophyta, Charophyceae, Charales, Characeae.
CGCGUGCUGACGCGACAGAUUUUAUGAUCUAUUGGCGGGGAAGUAGGAGAAUAUCGGCGUGAAGAAGCGGAGCGACGGUCGAUACAUAACAUACACGACGCGGCAGGGAAUUCGGGUGAUAUCAUGGCGUCGACCGAAGAUCUACAACUGUGGGCGGAUACAUGGUUGGCCGAGCUGGAGGAUGGGGAGCGUCAGAUGCAGGAGAUAUUACGGGUGAUGUCAUCUCCAUCAAAUCACCCAUUACAGGGCCAAGGGGGUGAAUCUUUAAUGGCUGAUUGGAUGGAGGAUAAGAUCCAGCAGUUGCUGGAAAUUAUCUGGGCUUUCGAGGAGGGGCCAGAUCCGGGGCUUGAUGACUUCAUCGAUUGGGAGCGGGAGCGUGGGAUCGUGUGCAGAUGCUACGAUCUCCUUCGGGAAGGGCAAGCACUCUCUGACAGCUAUUGUGUCAACGACAGUGAGGGGGAUACAACAACAUCGACAAUAUCGACAGUGAAGACAGGAGAGAACGUCAGCGACAGCGUGGUCAACGAUGAUAAGAUAGUGGAGCCGGUGAGUGUCAAUAUUGGUAGCGACAACAAUAUGAUCGGGGACGAUACAACGGCGGGUAGUGAAGAAGAGGGCGACAGCUGCGUUGACAACAACAAUGACAACAACGACAUUAACGACAACACCUACAUCAACAAGAUCAACAGAGUCAACACUUCCAACAACAACAACAACAACAACAACAACAACAACAUCAACAGGAGCGACAGUUGUAACAACAACAACGAUAACAUCGACAACAACAACAACAACAACAACAACAACAAUCAUUUCAAGAAUAGCAUUUACAGGGUCCUUGGUGCCAAAGGGAUUGACAACAACAACGGUGCUGUUGGGAUGGGUGGUGACGCUGACAAUAACAGCACCGACAAUAUUGACAACAACGAUUACGAUGGCUAUGGCUGGGAUGACAUGGACGAUAUGAGGAUCGACUGCGGCUGCAGGGGGAUGAUCAGAGUUGUUGGUUGGCAGCGGAUGGGCGUGGGUUAGCUGGUGGUGAUUGGUCUUGCCCAGCCCGCAAUACCAAUUAGGACGGGAGGUGGACUGUUUAGGUUUUUCCUGUCAUCCCUGUCUUGUGUCUAAUGAUUACGUACGGUUGGAAGAGCAGUUAAUCCCCUCUUAGGACGGCAAUCGAUGCUGCUCAUCACUACACAUCGGAUUAAGUACAUACUCUAUCAAUCAUCACAAACUUACGAUUGUAUAAUCAAAUGAUUUCCAUGUU